UUCUAAUUCGCGUUCAUAUAUGUUUGUAGAUAUCCCCAGGUAGGUCGUGUCUUUUCCAUACCGCUACAUCCGUUCGUCUACCCGCUGCAAACACAGGCUCAUCACACGCACAUAUCUUCCUCUUUACAGCACCAAACCAAAUCACAUUGUCGCGGAGGUACACUCAACCAAUUCCACAGACGUCAACACUACAAAAAUGUCGCAUGUUGUUAUCAUCGGCGGUUCCUUCGCAGGGACUAAAGUCGCACAUAAAGUCCUCAAGGAAACGCCAAACUCAAAGGUCACUCUUAUCGACCCGUCUGAUGUCUUCUACUUUAAUAUCGCCUCGCCGCGAAUCAUCGCCAAGCCCAAGGAAGCCAAAGUCGAUCAAUACUUGAUUCCCAUCAUGGACAAGUUCAAGCAUUAUCCUGCCAGCAGAUUCACGUUUGUCCAAGGUCUUGCAAGCUCUGUCGACACUUCUGGAAAGAUUGUGCACGUAGAAGGUGGCAAAGAGAUUGCAUACGACUAUCUGGUUGUCGCGUCUGGCUCAACAACGCCUGGAACUGUUGGUAGGGAAGCUAUUCCAUUCAAGACUACCGGCGCAGAUAUUCGCGAAAAGAUUGAAGCGGCUCAGAAGCGAGUGGCAGCCGCUGACAGCAUUGUUAUCAUUGGAGCAGGACCUGUGGGUGUUGAAAGCGCCGGCGAAAUCGCUCAAGCCUACCCCAAGAUAAAGGUUACUCUGAUCUCCUCACAUGCACAAGUCCUUCCCGAUCUCAAAGCCUCUGCCGCAAAGUCAGCACACGCGAGUCUGGAAAACCUAGGUGUAAAGAUUGUUUACUCUGCACGUGUCACCGAGUCGAAGCAAGACGCUUCUACUGGUAGAUUCAUCGUCUCUCUCGACACUGGCACGACCAUUGAAGCUGCACUGGUCAUUUCCGCAGCAGGGAACAUCGCAAACACUUCUUUCAUGCCCCAAGAGUCCCUGGACAAAGAUGGCUGGAUCAAAGUCGACAGGAACAUGCGUGUCUCCACCAUCGCUGAUAACUCCGUAUAUGCGCUCGGAGACGCAACAAUGUUCAAGCAACGUUACAUGCUGAAGAUCAACGAUCAGAUCCCUGUUGUAGCCAACAACCUCAAGAGCGCCAUCACGAAGUCUGGAAAUGCAAAGACGUACGAUGCCAACGACAAACUCAUGGUAUUCGUGCCCAUCGGAAGCAAGGCUGGUACUGGGCAGGUUGGGGGGUUCGUACCAUUCAGCUUUAUGGUCGCGUUCGCAAAGGGCAAGGAUUACUUCAUGAGCAGGGCUGCCACUUUCAUCACUGCUUGAAAUAUUCUUUCCAGUCCUUUUGUCAGUCUUGUCUUUGUUUUGAGGUUUCCGGUCUUUCCAUAGCGUGCGAUAUCCAAUACCAUCUUAGUCAUAAAAUAUCGCGUAAUGUAUCUCAUCCUGCUUUUCCAUAAUUAUAUCGUUGCCAGGAAGUCUGAGGGCUCAGGCUGUACCCCGC
Molecule: messenger RNA, 1481 nt
Organism: Aureobasidium subglaciale EXF-2481
Lineage: Eukaryota; Fungi; Ascomycota; Dothideomycetes; Dothideales; Saccotheciaceae
Exons: 1
Coding region: 197-1306 (369 amino acids)
Cellular component (GO): cytoplasm
Molecular function (GO): flavin adenine dinucleotide binding; electron-transferring-flavoprotein dehydrogenase activity
Source: RefSeq, a predicted model, not a curated record